CAAAAUAAGAAAAAUAAAGAAAUUAGUGUGACAGCUAGUAUCAUCUGAAUGAUGUACAGAAAGCGUUUGUUGUUCUCAUGGUCUUUGAAAGUGCAAAACUCUGUGAUAAUGGACGACUUGUGAUGAUUAUAUACAUAUAAGAAAACAGAAAAAUAACAUCCAUAUAUAGUUUAAAUAAUACUUUGAGAGAAGAAGGGAAUUCCUUGUGGUUAGUUUAUUUUUUUGAUCAUCAUUUUUGGCUAUGCACUGAAGCUCGUGUCAGGAGGGCACACGGAAGCGUUGAGGACCUAAGUCAAGCAACUAUCCCCACCUCGAACGUCAUACCAGCGCCGCACCUCAGCAAAGUGGUAUUGUCAUGAGGUGCCACGGCGUGUCUGGGUAUGUGGCACGAUGUGUCUCUGUAAUGCUCGUCUCUGUCUUUAAAGCAAGCACGGCCUUCGGAACUGGUCUUAUCGACAUGGAAUACCCGGAACUCUCAACCGCCCCGUACUUCAUGGCUGUCGGGAACCGGAUUGUUAACACGACGGUCGGACAGACGGCUUACCUCCACUGCCGCGUCGCGCAGAUCGGGGACACAGCGCAAGUCUCUUGGAUCCGGAAGCGGGAUCUGCAUGUCAUCAGCUCUGGCAACGUGGUCUUUGCGUCCGACCAGAGGUUCCAGGUGCUGCACCCGGAGAAGUCGGAGAACUGGACGCUGCAGAUCAAAUACGCUCAAGAGAGAGACUCCGGCGUGUAUGAAUGCCAGAUCAACACUGAACCGAAGAUCUUUCUAUCUUACUUUCUCACUGUGGCUGAGUCGCGCGCGCUGAUCCUGGGCCCCGGCGUCGUGAAGGCUGGCAGCACCAUCAACCUCACCUGCUCCGUCAGCCAAGCGGGAAUGGAAGGACUAGUGUUUUGGUACCGCGACCAAGAGAUCCUGGACUACGAGGGGCCGGUGUCCAUCCUGACGCAGGAGACGCCAGAGGGAACCACGUCGCGUCUCACCAUCAGGGACGCCGCGCCCUCAGACUCAGGCAACUACACCUGCUGGCCCACUUCGGCGCAGCCGUCCUCCGUGCUCAUCAAUGUCGUCCUCGAGGGAGAGCAGCCAGCGGCCAUGCAAACAGGUGUGGGCGCGCACACCUGUCCUGCGUCGCACCUGCUGUGGGUGCUGUUGCUCUCUCUCGUCCUCACCCUUCUGCCUGGACCCAGAUGAUAAACCCGAGAGAAAAGUGUUAAGUGCAAAAUAACAACAAACAUAUGAGACAGCCAGGCGUCAUCCUCAACGUGCGUCUUGCUUUCUCUGAGCGAACGCCCCCCCCUCCCCCCGGAAGCGUCUGAGGGAGGCGAGCGGCGUUGAGCCAGGCCGGGAGGCGCUCGCUCGCUCACGCGUGGUCAAGUCCGUCCGCCAGGCUUCUUCUUGCCUUCCUCUUAGCCUUGUUAUUGGCAAUGAUUUUCAUUUUUCUCCUUAUUCUUUUCAUUCCUGGUUUUCUUGUUAUUGUUAUUAUUUUUCUUUCUCGUCUUAGAGUUAUCAGUAUUAGUGCUCUAUCAUAUCACCAUCAUUGUCUUGGUCAGUAUUAUAGUAAUUACAACUAAUAUUGUUACUGUAAGUGUUAUUAUUAUUGAUAUCAUUUGAUAUUACUGCUAUUAUUAUUAUCGUUAUUAGCAUUGUUAUCACUAUGUUCAUUAGCCUUGUUUUUUUUCUUUACUGUUACUAUCUCUUUGUGUCACACCUCACAAAGGAAUUAAUACUAACAUCAGAAUAUUUAUUUAUUAUUAUUAUUCUUUAAUGAAAAUUGCUGUAAAAUGUUCGCCAUGUGGCAGUAACUAUGCCAAGAGGUAUUUGUGAAAGGAGAAUGCAAUUAUUAACCCCCAAAAAAUAGUAUAUCGAUUCAGGAACAAAAUCUUAUUAUUGUAGUUAUCAUCUCGUUUAUUUGUUUAUUGUCAGUUUGCCCCUGGCUGAUCGCCUGUAUUUUUUGUUUAUGGCUCUUAAAGUCCAACCAGGCUGCACUUCCCACUACUCAUGAGUCUCAUUCUUUGUCUGUCUCUGACUUUCUAUCUGUCCCUUACCCCUCCCCCCUUCCCCCUCUCUCUAUUUUUUCUCUAUGUCUGUCUGCCUAUCUGUCUAUCUAUUUAUCCUCGAGACACGGCUAUUCUCUUUCCUCGGUGUCUUGUCUUGAUGUCGUUGAGGUCGAGUUUUUAUACACUAAAAAGUGGGAGUGUCUCUUUGUGAAACUUGCAUCUGUAUUGCACAAUGGUCAUUCUAUUGCCCCUGAAUGAUGGCCUUAUAAUAACUUGGUCGGAUUUCGUUCAUAUUUGAUUUACAUUAUACAUGUGUAGAUACAUGCAUAAUGUAUAAGGACUUUGAUGUUAAACUUCAUUGUUGAAUGGUCUCAUUUAUGGAGUGUAGAGGCCUAAGACUUCUUUCUCUGCAGACAGAUGAUGUUCGACUUCUAAAAAGAAAAGACAAUGGAAUCUGAUCAAAUAAAAAAUAAAAAUGAAAAUCAAUAGGUAAAAAAUCAUCGUCGAAAAAGCAAUAUAAAAGGGUUUACUGGAAUGCGGAGGUUAAAUUUAUACUCUGAAUUUCUUAAUGCACACACGCUUUUACCUGAAAAAAUAAUUAGUAAACAACCCGAGAUUGGAACAAACGCGUGCCUCACAAUGCACAGCUGUACAGUUCAGUGCUUUAUUAUGGUGUUGCAUCAGAAAAUCAAAGACAAAGAAAAAUGUCUCUAUGGAAAGAAAAACAGUGAUAAAACAUACACACAAGCACGAUAUAAAUUAUGUGAACAGAUAUAUCACAUUUCUGAUGGACAUUUGUAAAUGUUAACAAUGAGAGGCUUUAUAUCAUGAACGUACAUAUUAACCCAUUGCCGACGGGUGGCAUGUACGUACAUGCCAUGACAUGUCGGGACCAUCUGCCGGGGGCACGUACGCA
Messenger RNA from Penaeus monodon (black tiger shrimp), 2917 nucleotides. Its product is annotated as zwei Ig domain protein zig-8-like. The transcript has 7 exons. Gene Ontology annotation, cellular component: neuron projection membrane. Gene Ontology annotation, biological process: synapse organization. The record is from RefSeq and is a predicted model, not a curated record. Lineage: Eukaryota; Metazoa; Arthropoda; Malacostraca; Decapoda; Penaeidae. Bases 356 to 1195 code for a protein of 279 amino acids.